AUGGACCAGAACAUUGUUGACCUCAUCUCGGACUCCGAGGAGAGCCCAGUUGCAGCGGAGAAGGCAGAACGUUCGGGUGUGUUCCAUGAUCCGGAUCUACAGGAGGCCAUUGAGCUGUCCCUGCGCUGCCAGUCCUCUAUUUCGCCCCCUACUUUGCGACUGGAAGGGCGACCGGCAGGGGGGGCGAGACUGAACGCUAUUGAUAUUGAUAAUAAAUCGCCUUCUCCAUCACCAAGAGCGGGUGUCAGUCAGGCUCCAGCUACGUCGCUGCUCGGCCUCGAUCGCAGAAAACAAGAAGAGGAAAGGUUGGCGCGGCUGGCCAAGAAGCGGAAAGCAGAGGGCGACGUCUCAGACACUUCGUCUGAGCUGCAUUCCAAAAUCGCGCGGCUCAAGAGCGUCAGUUCUUCUGUGGCGCCGCCGAACAAGGACGAUGCCGCCACUGCUCGCCCAGCGGCGUCGCAUCCUACGCUACAAUACCCCGACGGCGCGGUGAAGAAAACUUGGGUGCAUGGGUGUGCGCGAGAGGAUGACAUUAAAUUCGAGGAAGUGGUGCUCAAAGAGCAUCUCCAGCUCGCGGUGCUCAGCUCGUUCCAAUGGAACAUGGACUGGCUCUUCACCAAGUUCGAUGUACAGAAGACUCGGUUUUUAUUGGUGAUGGGGGGCAAAGAUGAGAACAUGAAGCAGGAGAUGACGCAGGAUUUUGAAGGGAUCCCCAGCGUCCGGCUGUGCUUUGUUCCGAUGGCGAGGCAGGUGAUGUGCAUGCAUUCGAAGCUGAUGCUGCUGUUCUACGCGGACUCGAUGCGCAUCGUGGUGCCGAGCGCGAAUCUGGUGCCUUACGACUGGGGGGAAGAUGCGGUGCUGGAGAAUAUGGUGUUUCUGAUCGACCUUCCGCGCAAGCAGCAAGCGGGCGCGAACAGCACACCGACGUUCUUCUUCACGGAGCUGGUGUACUUCCUCCGGGCGCAGACGAUCCACGCGAACAUUGUGGCGCGGUUGGACGAGUUUGAUUUCAGCAAGACGGCGAACUACGCGUUCGUGCAUACCAUGUAUGUAUGCAUGCAUUGCGGGGUGGGCAGUGUGGUUCUACGUGGCUAA
Messenger RNA from Ophidiomyces ophidiicola, 1095 nucleotides. RefSeq lists its product as uncharacterized. The record is from RefSeq and is a predicted model, not a curated record. The transcript is spliced from 3 exons. Gene Ontology annotation, molecular function: double-stranded DNA binding; 3'-tyrosyl-DNA phosphodiesterase activity; single-stranded DNA binding. Gene Ontology annotation, cellular component: nucleus. The coding region runs from base 1 to 1095 and encodes 364 amino acids. Lineage: Eukaryota; Fungi; Ascomycota; Eurotiomycetes; Onygenales; Onygenaceae. Gene Ontology annotation, biological process: single strand break repair; double-strand break repair.